AAUUCACGACUCAAAAGAACUUCAUGACAUCCUUCAAAUCCAUGGAUUCCUUCUAAAAACUUGCCUACAAUCUAACAACUUCAUCAUCGCCAAGCUCCUCCGGAAAUUCUCUUUGAAUUCUUCUAACAAUAUGUGUUAUGCCAGAUCCCUUUUCGACGAAAUGCCAAGUCCAGACACAUUUCUUUGGAACACCAUGAUUAGAGCUUACCUGAAUUGCACAAACCAUGAUGAGUGUCUGUCUUUAUUUCUCCGGUUACGUCGCCAAGAUCACCUCUUUAUCGACAGUUUCAGCCUGUCUCUUGUGGUUCAAGCGUGUGGGAGGUCGGGUUUUCUUCAGAACGGUCAAACAAUACAUUCCCAGGUGUUGAAACUUGGGUUUGAUGGUGAUUUGUUUGUCCAGACUGGUCUGACUGAAAUGUACGUAAAAUUUGGUUGGAUAGAAUUUGCAAGGAAGGUGUUUAGGGAGAUGAAAAAUCCGGAUUUGGUUUCGUAUAAUGUACUGUUGGCGGAAUACGUAAGGAUUGGAGAAAUGGGUUUAGCACGACAACUGUUCGAUAAAAUGUCUCUAAGAGACUUGGUUUCAUGGAACACCAUGAUUCAUGGUUAUGCCUCACUUGGCCAUGUGGGGUCUGCUCAUACAACACUUGAUGCUUGUGGUGAAAAAGAUUUCUUUUCUUGGAGAUCUACGGUUGGACAAUACUCAAAUAGCAAGCAACCUCAUGAGGCCUUGAGGCUUUUUCAUGAGAUGCAGUUGACUAACUUGUUGCCUGAUAAAAUCACCAUUAUCAGUGUGUUGUCUGCAUGUGGAGACUUAGGUGCUUUAGGUAUGGGCAGAACUGUCCACAAGUACAUAGAAAGAAACAGAAUUGAAGUAGACGUUAAGCUCGGGACUUCCCUUGUUAACAUGUAUGCAAAGUGUGGGGAUAUCGACAAUGCAUCAAAGGUUUUUAACGGCAUAAAAAAGAGGGAUGUGUUUUUAUGGAGUGCAAUGAUCAUGGGGCUCUCGAACCAUGGCUAUGGUGAAGUUGCACUCGAUCAUUUCGAUAAUAUGAUAUCUGAAGGAAUUAAACCAAACGGUAUCAUCUUUAUAGGCGUUUUAAGUGCAUGCAGCCAUGUCGGUUUGGUAAAUAAGGGAUGGAAAUACUUCAGUGCUAUGAGUGACGAAUAUGGACUAACUCCUGAAAUCGAACAUUAUGGUUGCAUGGUUGAUAUUCUGAGUCGAGCUGGAUGUCUAGAUGCAGCCAGAGAGUUGAUCAGAAAUAUGCCAUUUGAACCAGAUCCAAUAGUUUGGAGAGCAAUUCUUGGAGCUUGUAAGAUCCAUAAAAAUGUCGAAUUGGCUGAAGAAGCUACGACCAAAAUACUUUCACUGGAAGCUCAUGCAGAUGGAAACUAUGUGCUUUUAUCAAACAUAUAUUCCCAAGCCAAGAAAUGGGAGAAAGUUGUGGAUGUUAGAAGGAAGAUGAAAGAAAACAAAAUCCAAAAGGUUCCUGGGAGCAGUUCAAUUGAGGUUGGGACUGCAGUUCAUGAAUUUGUUGCUGGUGACAGAUGACACCCGAGAUCCAGAGAGAUCCACCAAAUGUUAGUCGAUAUUAUUAGUAGAUUAAAACAUGAGGGAUAUGAAAUUAUGAAUCUCUGAUAACUUCAGUUUCACAAAAUAUCGAUGAAAAAGAGAGAGGGUGUUUUAGCACAUCAUAGCGAAAAGCUAGUAAUAGCUUUCGGGCUUCUUAGCACAGCUCAAGGGUCAUGUAUUGACGUUGUUAAGAAUCUCCGAGUUUGUGACGACUGUCCUGUUGUCUUGAAGUUAAUAUCAAAGAUCUACAACAGGAAGAUCAUCGUCAGAGAUCGAAAUCGCUUCCAUCAUUUUGUCUCUGGCUCGUGCUCAUGUAAGGAUUACUGGU
Molecule: messenger RNA, 1898 nt
Organism: Cynara cardunculus var. scolymus (artichoke)
Lineage: Eukaryota; Viridiplantae; Streptophyta; Magnoliopsida; Asterales; Asteraceae
Product: pentatricopeptide repeat-containing protein At2g44880-like
Exons: 1
Coding region: 131-1549 (472 amino acids)
Biological process (GO): RNA modification
Molecular function (GO): protein binding; RNA binding
Source: RefSeq, a predicted model, not a curated record